AUGGGAGGCGGACCGAAGUACGUCCAAAUGCAAUCGGAGACGGAGGCGGCGUUGCCGUUGCAAUCGAUGACUUCAUCGUUUUUCUCGUUUAAUCAUCCAAGCACUGCUGAGCCGACUCGGAUUUUUGAUGAGUUGCCCAAGGCUACUAUUAUUCAAGUAUCGCGACCUGACGCCGGUGACAUUAGUCCUGCCCUAUUGACUUACACAAUUGAAUUCCAGUACAAACAGUUUAAGUGGCAGUUAGUGAAGAAAGCUUCUCAAGUCUUUUAUUUACACUUCACUCUGAAAAAACGAGCAUUUUUUGAGGAGAUGCAGGAGAAGCAAGAGCAGGUUAGAGAAUGGCUUCAAAAUUUAGGAAUAGGAGAACAUGCAACAGUUAUGCAAGAUGAAGAUGAACAAGAUGACGAGGUGCUUCCUUCACGUAAUGAUGAGAGUGCUAGAAACAGAGAUGUUCCGUCUAGUGCCGCUCUGCCAAUUAUCCGGCCAGCACUUGGAAGGCAGCAUUCAAUGUCAGACCGAGCAAAAGUAGCAAUGCAGGGAUACUUAAAUCACUUUCUUGGUAAUAUGGACAUUGUGAACUCCCGAGAGGUUUGCAAGUUUUUGGAAGUUUCGAAGUUAUCAUUUUCGCCAGAAUAUGGUCCUAAGCUAAAGGAAGAGUAUAUUAUGGUUAAGCAUUUACCAAAAAUUCUGCACGAUGAUGAUGGCAGAAAAUGCUGUGCAUGCCAGUGGUGCAGUUGUUGCAGAGAUAUCUGGCAAAAGGUGUGGGCCGUGUUAAAACCUGGAUUCUUGGCCUUUCUCAAAGACCCUUUUGACACCAAUCUUUUGGAUAUAAUUGUUUUUGAUGUUCUGCCGGCCUCAGAUGGUAAUGGAGAGGGCAGAGUAUCCUUGGCAAAAGAAGUGAAGGAUCACAAUCCUUUGCGCCAUUAUUUCAGGCCAGUACAUGGUGGUGGUGAUAUCAUUUGUACUCUGGUGACUUGUGGUACUAGAAGCAUAAAGCUAAGAACCAAAAGCAAUGCAAAAGUUAAAGACUGGGUUGCUGCAAUCAAUGAUGCUGGUCUUCGGCCACCGGAGGGUUGGUGUCACCCUCACCGUUUCGGGUCUUUUGCUCCUCCACGGGGUUUGACCGAAGACGGUAGUCAAGCUCAGUGGUUUGUUGAUGGUUGUGCUGCAUUUGAAGCUAUAGCUUUGGCAAUUGAAGCAGCAAAAUCUGAGAUAUUCAUGUGUGGAUGGUGGCUGUGCCCAGAACUGUAUUUACGACGUCCAUUUCAUGCUCAUGCAUCCUCUCGUCUUGAUUCUUUACUGGAAGCUAAAGCCAAACAAGGUGUUCAGAUUUACAUUCUUUUGUACAAAGAGUUUGCUCUUGCACUCAAAAUUAACAGCGUCUAUAGCAAGAGAAAGCUUCUAGACAUUCAUGAGAAUGUCAGAGUGCUUCGCUAUCCUGAUCAUUUUUCUAGUGGGGUCUACUUGUGGUCCCACCAUGAAAAGAUUGUCAUCGUUGAUCACCAGAUAUGUUUCAUAGGAGGACUUGAUCUAUGCUUUGGCCGUUAUGACUCGCCUGAUCAUAAAGUGGGAGACUAUCCUUCUGUUAUAUGGCCUGGCAAGGAUUAUUACAACCCAAGGGAAUCAGAACCAAACACAUGGGACGACACGAUGAAGGAUGAGCUAGAUCGAAAAAAAUAUCCGCGGAUGCCAUGGCAUGAUGUGCAUUGCGCCUUAUGGGGACCGCCAUGUCGCGAUGUGGCCAGGCACUUUGUGCAGCGUUGGAACUAUGCAAAGAGAAAUAAAGCUCCCAAUGAACAAGCAAUUCCACUUCUUAUGCCUCAACACCACAUGGUUAUACCCCAUUAUAUGGGAAAAAGCAGAGUUAUAGAGGUUGGGAAUAAGACUAGUGAUGGAAAUCAUGAAGACGUGAAAAGACACGACUCUUUUUCCUCUCGAUCAUCCUUUCAGGAUGUACCUUUACUUAUUCCUCAAGAGGCAGAUGAGCAGGAUAUUGUAAUGGGAGACUCAAAUCUGAAUGGGUUUAAUACUGAACAUGAUCUCCAGGUUCAGCCAAGCAGGGUCAGCAGAAGCCCUUUCUCUUUCCGCAAACCCAAAAUUGAACCAUUAAUUUCGGACAUGCCAAUGAAAGGUUUUGUUGAUGAAUUUGUCACCUUGGAUUUCCAGAGGCAGUUGGCCCAUGUAACACAGCCUGGCUCAGCAGUUUCAGAGAAAGAAUGGUGGGAAAUGCAGGAACGAGGUGACCACAUUGUUUCUCCAGAUGAAAUUGGACAGGUCGGCCCUCGUGUUGCAUGUCGCUGCCAGGUUAUAAGGAGUGUGAGUCAGUGGUCUGCAGGAACAAGCCAAAUUGAAGAAAGUAUACACAUUGCUUAUUGUUCACUGAUUGAAAAGGCUGAACAUUAUGUUUAUAUCGAGAAUCAAUUCUUCAUCUCAGGUCUAGAAGGAGAUGAAAUCAUACGUAAUCGUGUUUUAGAUGCUAUAUAUAGACGUAUUGUGCGAGCCCACAAUGAGAAGAAGUGCUUCCGGGUUAUCAUUGUGAUACCUCUUUUACCGGGCUUCCAGGGUGGUGUGGAUGAUGCUGGUGCUGCAUCUGUCAGAGCUAUUAUGCAUUGGCAAUAUCGAACAAUAUGCAGAGGACCUAAUUCAAUAUUACAUAAUCUUUUUGAUCUUGUUGGGCCCAGAAUGCAAGAUUAUGUAUCUUUUUAUGGUUUGAGAGCAUAUGGCAGACUUUUUGAUGACGGUCCGGUGGCCACUAGUCAGGUGUACGUUCAUAGCAAGAUCUUGAUAAUCGAUGACCAUACAACUUUGAUUGGCUCAGCCAAUAUCAAUGACAGAAGUUUACUUGGAUCUAGAGAUUCUGAGAUCGGUGUGCUUAUUGAGGACAAAGAAUUGGUUGAGUCUUGCAUGGGAGGCAAGUCAUGGAAAGCUGGAAAAUUUGCAUUGAGUCUUCGCCUUUCAUUAUGGUCCGAGCACCUUGGUCUCCAUGCAAGAGAGGUUGAUCAAAUAAGAGACCCGGUGAUUGAUUCGACCUACAAGGAUAUAUGGAUGGCUACUGCAAAGACAAAUACGAUGAUCUACCAAGACGUUUUCUCUUGUAUACCAAACGAUCUCAUACAUACAAGGGCUUCACUCCGACAAUGUAUGGCAUUCUGGAGAGAGAAACUCGGCCAUACUACCAUUGAUUUAGGAAUAACCCUGAAUAAGUUAGAAUCGUACGAAGAUGGAGACGUUAAAUGCACGGAUCCCAUGGAGAGAUUAGAGUCUGUGAAAGGACAUCUUGUUUCUUUCCCAUUGGAUUUCAUGUCCAAAGAAGAUUUAAGACCUGUAUUUAAUGAAAGGUUCCAUAAAAUGGCUGCAUCAGCAAUAAGCUCUGGUGCAUUGGUAAUGUUAGAAGAAUUGAAUCCCUCUUCACCACACUUCAAGCAAGGGGCUUCGAUUCGGGUAACUGGAAAGCUCCAGGAGUUUAAUGUGGAAGAAGCAGUGGCUGUACUUGUUGAUGGAAGUGCUACCUUGAGAGUCGAUACACAGCACUUGAACCUCAGUCUUCGAAUGGGUUCUAUCUAUCAAUUCAUUGGAGAACUACAGAUUGAUGCCAGCAAUGAGGCAAUUCUGAAAGCACGCGUAGGUAGGAAUGUAGAUGGCAUGGACCUUAAUCUCUACCGUCAGUCACUGCAGCUCUUGAGGGAUUUUCAAGCUGAUCAAAAUAAUAGUCUUUCAACUUAG
This is a messenger RNA of Fraxinus pennsylvanica, 3723 nucleotides long. NCBI's taxonomy places the organism in Eukaryota, Viridiplantae, Streptophyta, Magnoliopsida, Lamiales, Oleaceae. The record is from the annotation of a GenBank genome assembly.